AUGGCAUGGACCUCUUGGGAAAAGAUGACUAAACCUAAAGCUAUAGGAGGGCUAGGAUUUCGGGAUUUCCAAGCUUUCAAUGAUGCCUUCUUAGGCAAACUAGGAUGGAGGAUCCUUAACAACCCGAGCCUGCUACUGUCGAGAAUACUGAUGGGCAAAUACUGUCAUUCAGAAAGCUUCAUGGAAUUCACUGAAAAAUCGGCAAUUUCACACGGAUGGCGCGGGAUUCUAGUACGUAGGGAUCUACUAAAAGAGAACAUGGGAUGGGUUGUUGGAGACGGCUCAUCAAUUAGUGUGUGGUAUGACCCAUGGCUCAGCCUCUCUGCGCAGCUGAGACCAACAGGACCGGCGACAGAGGACUCGAUGAACCUAACAGUGGUUGACCUGUUUCAUGAGAACUCAAGAACUUGGGACAAGGAAAAAAUCUAA
Molecule: messenger RNA, 429 nt
Organism: Brassica oleracea var. oleracea
Lineage: Eukaryota; Viridiplantae; Streptophyta; Magnoliopsida; Brassicales; Brassicaceae
Exons: 1
Coding region: 1-429 (142 amino acids)
Source: RefSeq, a predicted model, not a curated record